GAGGGAAUUGAAGGAAUAACAGCAGAGAGUGUGUGAAUGUGUGAAACUGCAGCUGGAGCAGGUCGUGUGUUUGCUUUAGCAUGCACGACUGGGGCCCCCUCUGAUUGGUUGGCACGUUGGACUGGGGUGCUCUUGGGGCUCCAAAACCCCCUCUGAUUGCUUUGGUUGAGGGAUGAACGAAGAAGGAACAGUGUGAGAGCGAAGCACGGGCAGCACAAUCUACCAGACACCAAAAGAGGCAUGGACCAAUCCACUGCGGCUGCUGUCGUAUUACUGGCUUCUCUCUUGCUCCUGAGCUCACGGACCGCGCGUUCAGAGGAAGACAGGGACAUGCUCUGGGACGCUUGGGGAACAUGGAGUGAAUGUUCUCGCACAUGUGGGGGAGGAGCUUCCUAUUCACUCAGACGGUGCCUCAGCUCAAAAACUUGUGAGGGGCAGAAUAUCAAAUACCGCACAUGUAGCAAUGUGGACUGUCCACCAGAUUCUGAAGACUUUCGUGCUCAGCAGUGCUCGGCUCAUGCGGAUGUUCGCUAUCAGGGUCACUACCAUGAAUGGCUUACAGUGGAUAAUGACCCUGAAAAUCCUUGCGCCCUCAAGUGCCAAGCUAAAGCCACUGGACAGGUUGUGGAGCUGGCACCUAAAGUGCUGGAUGGGACACGGUGUUACACAGAAUCUCUUGAUAUGUGCAUAAACGGAGCCUGUCAGAUUGUUGGCUGUGACCAUGAAUUAGGGAGCACAGUUAAAGUGGACAACUGUGGAGUGUGCAAUGGAGAUGGCUCCUCAUGUCGCCUAGUUAGGGGGAACUACAAAUCCCAACAUGCCGCAGAAAAGACUGAAGACACCGUGAUCAUUAUUCCGUAUGGGAGUCGACACGUUCGCUUGAUUCUUAAAGGCCCGGAUCACUUGUUUCUGGAAAGUAAGACUCUGCAAGGCCUGAAGGAUGAACUCUCCCUGGAUAAAACCUGGCAGUAUGUGUUGGAGAACACCACUGUUGACUUUCAACAGCUCUCGGAUAAGGAGGUCCUGAGAAUAACUGGACCACUUGGCGCCGACUUCACUGUCAAAGUAAAAUACACAAAUGGAGCAGACAGCGUGAUCCAGUUCAUUUUCUACCAGCCCAUAGUCCAUCGCUGGAGAGAGACUGACUUCUUUCCUUGUUCGGUCACCUGUGGAGGGGGGUAUCAGUUGACAUCAGCAGAAUGUUUUGACCUUCGGAGUAACCAUGUGGUGGUAGACCAGUACUGCCACUAUUACCCUGAGAAUGUUAAACCCAAACCCAAACUACAGGAGUGCAAUAUGGACCCGUGUCCUGCAAUUGAUGGUUACAAGCAGAUCAUGCCCUAUGACCUUUACCACCCUUUACCACGGUGGGAGAGCAGCCCCUGGACAACCUGUUCCACAUCAUGCGGUGGGGGGGUCCAGAGCCGCUUGGUCUCCUGUGUGGAAGAAGAUAUGCAAGGCAACAUCAACCCUACAGAUGAAUGGAAGUGUCUGUAUGCACCAAAGACACCAAUUCUACAGCCAUGCAAUGCCUUUGACUGUCCAACAUGGCUGGCACAAGAGUGGUCACCGUGCACAGUGACAUGUGGACAGGGUCUGCGUUACAGAGUGGUCUUGUGUAUAGAUCACAGAGGUCUGCAUGCUGGAGGCUGCAAUCCCACCACUAAACCACACAUCAAGGAAGAAUGCCUUGUCACAGUGCCUUGCUACAAACCCAUUGAGAAACUGCCUGUGGAAGCAAAGCCUCCUUGGUUCAAGCAGGCCAUAGAGUUGGAAGAAGACACCGCUUUAUCUGAAGAACCCAUGUUCAUCAGAGGAGCAUGGGGUCUGUGUAGCAGAACGUGUGGUGCUGGUACUCAGAGGAGAACAGUGAAGUGUCAGAUACUUUUGUCCUUCUCACAGACAAUCGCAGACCUCCCAGACGAUGAGUGUGAGGGCCAGAAACCUCCAGAGACUCAGCCCUGUUACCGAACCCCGUGCCCUGGAGGACGAGCAGAAGAGGAGAGUGGGAUGGAAGUUACUUUCACCUCAGAGAAAGAGGAACUCCAUGACUGGGAGUAUGAGGGCUUCACUGAGUGCUCAGAGACUUGUGGCGGUGGAAUGCAGGAGGCUGUGGUGAUCUGUCUAAAUAAGCAAACCAGAGAGACUGCCGAUGAGAAGCUAUGUGUUAGUGCACGUCGGCCUCCUCAGCUUCUACAGAGCUGCAAAACUGAGCCAUGCCCUCCCAGGUGGGAGAUGGAGUCUUGGAGCUUCUGUUCGGCCACUUGUGGGGUUGGUCUCCAGACACGUGCUGUAACUUGCAUUCUAAGAGCAGGAUCACAAAGCAACCACACAGAGAAAGUCAAAGACGAGAACUGUCAGCAGCUCAAGCCCAGCUCAGUCCAGGCCUGCAAUCGCUUUGAUUGUCCACCCACGUGGGAUGUCCAGGAAUGGAGUCAGUGCUCUCGUAGCUGUGGAGGAGGCAGUCAAAAGAGAGAGGUCGUCUGCAAGCAGCGGAUGUCAGACGGAAGUGUACUAGAACUACCUGAAACAUUCUGCCCCUCUCCGAGUUUACCCUCCAUUCAGCAAUGCGGCAAAGUGGACUGUGCUGCUCAGUGGAUCUCCACAAACUGGACUCAGUGUUCUGCUUCUUGUGGAGAAGGAACCCAGAGAUUGCUAGUGGUGUGUAAGGUCCUGGGAGAAAAAGGACAAUACAGAAUGAUGGUUCCUGAUGCUUGUGCCACUGUUCCAAAACCACCAACUGUCCGAUCAUGCUUCCUUAGACCUUGUGAAAAGAUUUUCAAGCCAGCAGUUGUAAAAACCAAGCCUACCAUUCUGGCUCAAAGAAAAGUCUACAUUCAGUGGAGAAAAGGCAAGAAGCUACACUUUGUGGUGGGCGGUUAUGCCUACUUACUGCCAUGGACAUCUGUGGUGCUUCGCUGCCCUACCCGUUAUUUCCGCAGGGGCCAUGUGCACUGGCUGAAAGAUGGUAAACCACUUGAAAUUAUGGGCCAUGUAUCCAUAUCACAUGUGGGUUACUUAAAGAUCCAGCAGCUGCAUGCUUCUGAUGCUGGGACUUACACUUGUAUUGCUGGCCAAGCUCAAGAGAACUUUGUCCUGAAGCUUAUCGGCAGCAAGCGGAAGCUGUUGGUGCCAGAAGCAGACUUGUGGACUACUGAUGGUAUAAACACCUCACCAAAACUUCACCAAACUUCAUCUGCUUCUGAAGGCAGAGACAAAGAGUUAUCUUUGAACCAUUACGAUGCUAUCGUUCAGCACUUACUUGACUUGAAGGAAUUGCCAUUUGAGGGAGUGAACUCCAAGGAAUUGCUGGAUUCCUCUGAGAAAAAUAGUUCCAACCUGGAGGAAUACACAAUUAUGGAUUCUUUAAGACCUCAAAUGCUCAUUGCAUAUAUGCCCAGGCUUGAUGAGGUCACCCGUAAUCUGUCUGGAGCAUUCCAUGAGAGAGAUGGGCUUAUCACUCAGCUACUAGAAGAACUUACAAAGAGCCACAAGGAGAACAAUGAAUCCACUCGGCCACCACACAAAAGACCAGCGCACUCCUUGCGAAAUUCGACUUCUCAGAGAAGCAAACAGAAACAGGCUCCUCAUACCAGCAGGCAAUGGAGAGGACAGCUCAGAAGCCCAAUUAUCCUGCAGAAGUCUUCCAGAGACCAAAUCAAGAACCCUCAAGAAAUCGUGGAUUAUGUUGGAGGUCUUAUUUUAGUUCCAAGACACUCUGUCAGAUUAAAAAUCAAAUGUCAAGCACAGGGUAACCCAGAACCAGUGAUUGUAUGGUUUAAGGAUGGAAGGGAGCUAAAAAACAGUAGCAGAGUAGGCCUAAUGCCAGAUGGUUCCCUGCAUGUUCAUGCGCCAAAUGAGACAGACACUGGACUCUACAUCUGCACUGCCUCUAACCGUCAGGGCUCCACCUCGUUGUCCUCUCAAGUGCAAAUUACAGGAAGCUGUGUGAGCAGUGUGAGUGAGGGGAAUGGUUCUGUGUGCUUAAACACGACCAAGCUGUACAACUUCUGCCAUGGACAACAGUGUCCCCACAGGUGGCAGGUGUCCACUUGGUCGUCCUGCUCAGUGAGUUGUGGAGGAGGGAUUCAGAGUCGCAAUGUAAGCUGUCAGGAAUCUCCAGAAGGGUCAGAGUCUUGUGCCGGGAGGAAGCCAGCUUUAACCAGGCACUGUAACCUUCAACCUUGUGUUGGCUGGACAACCACUCCAUGGGGACACUGCAAAGGUCUUUGUGUUGGACUACGCCAAGCCCUUCAGUAUAGACACGUGUUCUGCCAAGAAAAGAACAGCACUAGAGUGGCACAUCUAAUGUGCAGUAGUCAACCAAGGCCUGCUUCACAGCGUAACUGCAUGACUGAAGCGUGUGCUUUGCAGUGGCGAGUUGGCCCUUGGACCCAUUGCACUGCCACAUGUGGUCGUCAUGGAUUCCAGUCCCGUCACGUCACUUGUGCCCACAGGCGAAGUGGGAAGCCAGCACGUGAGUUCCACUGUGCUUGGAAACCUCGACCAUCCAGCUGGCAGCGAUGUAACAUCCUGUCCUGUGGGAGAGGUGAAUGUCGGGACAGCACUAGGUACUGUGAAAAGGUUCGACAGCUAGAGCUUUGCCCACUGCCCCAGUUUAAAUCACGCUGCUGCCAAUCUUGCAAAGACACCUGAGGCUAAAUAUGGAUGGAAGUACAGAGAAGGGCAGAGAACAUUUAGAAAACAAGGAGGAGAUGACCCUAGCGCCCACUAAGCAACCCAACACAGACCCUCAAGGACCAGGGGUUUGUGCUGGGUUAUAUUAACUGGGAUUGGUGGAUUCUAGAGAAAACAGCUCUCACAAGCAACCCUGUAAAGAAUAUAAAUAGGAAUUGAACACACAAAUAUAUUAUUAAUAAGACUAUGACCUUGUUUUGACUUCAGUGAAGGUUUCGAAUAGAUUUCUUCUUUUUUAUGUGUUGAGUAUUAUGGUCUGCAGAUAUGUGACUUUUGUUAGUGUUCACUGGACGUUUAUGACUCUGCUCCUGCAAAGACACUGUCAGAUAUGGUAAAGAUCUAUAAACUGGAGUUUCUGCAUUUUAUAUGCUUAAACUACACCACUUGGAAAAUAAUAAUGGCCAAAUUUUGGAAGACUGUCAUUAAGAUAUCUACCAUGCUCUCACUUUUUAAAAAUGUAGCAUUACCUUUGAGAAUGUGUAAUUUUAUUUUCAUUUAAAGACUCUUUGACACAGAGCCAACAACAAUGGCUAAUAUUAUGCAUACCCUUCAUGCAAAGUGUAUUGAGGUACAACAGUUUGUUUCUGGCAUUCGAUGUAUUUUAUUUUUAUGUAGCACUACAUCUUUGCCAAGUUCUGGUUGACACUUAAAGGGAUAGUUCAUCCAAAAAUUUCUCUCAUUAUUUAAUCACAUGACUCCAGUGGUUUAAUAUAUAGAAAAGGGGUCUUUAGAAGCUAUAGUAUAUGAUAGGUGUGGGUAAGAAACAGAUCAAUGUUUAAGUCCUUUUUUACUAUAAAUCUCCACUUUCACAUUCUUUCACAUAUUGAAAGUGAAAGUGAAGAUUUAUAGUAAAAAAUGUGGCCUUUAUGUGAUUUUUGGAGCUUGAAAGUUCUGGUCACCAUUAAAUUGCAUUGUAAGGAACAACAGAGCUGAGAUCUUCUUCUAAAAUUAUUUGUUUGUGUUCUACAGAAGAAAGACACACAUCUGGCAUGGCAUGAGGGUAAUAAAAUGAGUUUUUAUUUUUGGGUAAACUACACUUUAAACCUUACUAACACAAACAUCUUGUGUUUUAAAGGUUCACAAAAUUCCAGACUUGUGCUAUCACAUUUUUUAAGUUUACAGUGGAACAUGGCAACACCCAUGUUAAUGAGAGCAUAUUCAAUUAACCUAAUCCUUGUGAUCCAGAAAGCUAAUAUUCAAAAUCAAAAUUACAUACUGCAGCUUAAACAUACACUGAUCAGCCAUAUCAUUAAAAUCACCUUCCUAAUACUGUGUAGG
Molecule: messenger RNA, 5976 nt
Organism: Xyrauchen texanus (razorback sucker)
Lineage: Eukaryota; Metazoa; Chordata; Actinopteri; Cypriniformes; Catostomidae
Product: ADAMTS-like protein 1
Exons: 26
Coding region: 241-4656 (1471 amino acids)
Biological process (GO): extracellular matrix organization
Source: RefSeq, a predicted model, not a curated record